Messenger RNA from Patiria miniata (bat star), 4532 nucleotides. RefSeq names its product heparan sulfate glucosamine 3-O-sulfotransferase 6-like. Lineage: Eukaryota; Metazoa; Echinodermata; Asteroidea; Valvatida; Asterinidae. The record is from RefSeq and is a predicted model, not a curated record. The coding region runs from base 153 to 1367 and encodes 404 amino acids. Gene Ontology annotation, molecular function: [heparan sulfate]-glucosamine 3-sulfotransferase activity. The transcript is spliced from 3 exons.
ACCUAUAGAGGGCGCUAUACAAUAAUUGAUUCUCAUCCAACAGCUGCAGCGGGAGCGGAGAACUAAAACAAGGACGGAAACAACGAUGAAAAGAUGAAAAUACUGCGGGUAAUGUAGUCGAUCGACGGUACCAUAUAGAAUAGUUCUAGAUCAUGACGGUGGAUAAGAUCCCACCUGGCCCGGGACAAGCUUGUUGUUCCCUGAGCAAGAAGAGAGUCGGCAUACUGGUAGCGGUAUGUUGCGUGGCUAUCCUAUCAACCUACAUGUAUUCACUCAACUGCUGCAAAAGCAGAACAGAAGCACCUCUGAAACUGAAGACAUCGAACAGUCCGUCGUUCCACAAAAUGCCAAUCUUCGCCAAGAUCAAAUCAAACACAAGAAUGCCAGAACCUUCAGUGAAUGCCACACAAUCUGAGGGCGUUGCUGCUGUGAAACAGACGGUAUUCGUUCAUCAACUCCUUCAACCUCAAAACCCUUCACCGACAAAUCAAGAUGAUCUGUCCUCUUUGUCCUCGUGGUCAAGUGUUUACGACGAGGCGGACGAUGAUUUGGACUUGGUGCCAGAGAGGGCAGCCUUCAAACCGCAAGGUAAAUGGAAACGACGGCUUCCGAAGGUCAUCAUUAUUGGAAUCAAGAAAGGAGGAACGCGAGCACUGCUGAAUUUCCUUAAAGCGCACCCCCAAGUAACUGUUAGCGGGAAGGAGGUGCAUUUCUUCGAUCGUUUCUAUGAAAGGGGCUUAGAGUGGUACAGGAGGGCGAUGCCCUACUCGUAUGAAAAUCAACUGACCGUGGAGAAAACGCCCAGCUACUUUGUGACGCCGCAAGUCCCAAAGCUCAUCUAUCGCAUGUCACAAGACGUAAAAUUCCUACUGGUUGUGCGGGACCCUGUGGCACGGGCCAUCUCCGACCACGCCCAGUCCCUCCAAAAGGGUAAGACCACGCCCUUUGAGGAGAAAGCCAUGCUCGACCCGAGAAAAUGCAGCGUGGACGAGAGUUGGAGCGCAAUAGGCAUCGGGCUGUACUCAGUGCAUCUGACGAGAUGGCUGAAGUAUUUCCCCCUCGACCAGUUCUUGUUUGUCAGCGGGAAAAACCUUGUGGCCAAUCCCGGCGAGGAGAUGGGCAAAGUGCAAGACUUCCUACACAUCAGCAGGACGCUGACAGAGAAGUCGUUUGUCUUCAACGAGACGAAGGGCUUUCCCUGCCUUAGAACGGACGAGAAUGGGGAGGUGAGAUGUCUUGGCAAAACCAAAGGCCGCCCUCAUAAUCCUGUGGAUCCUCGUGUCCGGGCCUGUCUGGCCGAGUUCUAUCGACCGUAUAAUGAACAGUUUUACAACAUGACGGGCAUCAAUUUUCAUUGGGAGGAAUGAGGGACUUGGAGUCUAAAUUCUUAAGACUCUCAAAUUUUUCAGGGGGCCGGGAAUUGUCAAUCCAUAACUUGCCACCACGGGUAUUCAAGUAUCAAUCUUCUCAUGUAUAUAUCCUUCUCAGGUCUUAAUUAUUCCAAAAAAAUUGUCAUAUUGACGAAUGGCAUUCAUUUUUGUUUGUUCAGUGUUGGACAAUUUGCUGCAAUCUACACAGAAUGAAUGAUUAAUGGGUUUUAAAAUUAUAAAUAAGCACAUGGCAAAAAAUACUUAUGAGUGAUCAGACCACCGCAAAUGUGAAGUACAUGUAUACUUAAUUUGUAUCUGACAAUCCAUGUACAGGACCGUAGUAAUAUUUCUGUCUUUAUAGAUACACAUGUACACUAUAGUUACUUGCAAUGCUCAAAUAAAGUUGUGUCAGUGAUAUUUAUAAUGGAGAGUAUAAAUUAUUAUGUAUGUAUGUAAAUUUCUGUCAUUCAGCACUAUCUGUCGCACAUAAUUCUGUGAUGUAACAAAAUCAGGUGUCAUGUAUAUAUUCUCUGUGAAAAGUUUGUAUUCUCUGUGAAAAGAUAUAGAGCUCUGUCGGCUUUUCCUUGAUGAAUCUGUUAUUAUGUUUCCGAUUAAAGUUUACAUUGCAACUGGCAAUGUGCAUGCAGAUGUAGAUAUAUAUGAGAAAGAAAUAGUGCAGAUAUUCUGCACUACAUAUGCACAUACAGGGUAUCUCUACGUAGACAUAAGUAUUCUUCAUAGUCAACAUCAGAUAUUUAUAUACUAUGAAGAUGUUUGUAUAGUAUUAUUAUUUUUUUGUGCUGGUGUAAUAUUCUGACCAGUACUUCAUGUUUCUGUCCAAAAAGAAUUAUUUUUUCGUAAACUUGUCAUAACUCUAUUCGAAGAGCAAGAUUUAAUGUUGAUUAAGAACACUUGUUCUGGAACUCAGUAAUCUGGAAUUAAGUCAUUAAAGGUAGAAUGGACCAUUUGCAGCUAUCCAAAAAGUAACUGACCAAAUUAUUGUUAAAAAACUUACUUGGUUUAAAGAUAGUAAUGACACUAAACUCCCUGCAAAAUGAUUCCUUCGGACAUGCUGUUGUUGUGAAGAAAACAAAAAUGUUUCAAGUGACACAUUUUUGGAAAUUUCCGGUAGUAGUUGUUCAAAUCCUUGGAUGGGUGCUAGAAGCGUUGACACGAAGCACACACAUGCACGGUUGCUAUUAUUCGUCAGUUCAGUGCGUGACAUCGCGUAGCUGCAAUCGGCUGAAUGAGAACGUGUUCCGGAUGCUGAUUUCGGGCGCAAUUUGAGAUCCUAGAAUAUUUUCUCGGAAUAUACAGCAUGCAGAGAGCUCAAAGUUCAUCAGGAUAGUCGUUAAGCAUCCGUCUUUAGAUUUUGAGCACUUUUGUUGGUUCAAACAAAAUAAAUACACAAAUUGCAAAUGGUCUAUUCUACCUUUAAGCCAAAACCACCAGCCAUUAACUUAUAAACGUCUGUGGAACUUACUUCCUCUUAUUUCCUCUUAAUUGAGGUGUAAAUUUGUACUGACUCCAGAUGUACUUGUAUCAUGUAUAGUACGAAUAAAGAAUGUUUUACAAUAUUUCAUGGGAAACAUCUUGUGUAGUAUUUCAGAAACGAUCUCAGAACUUGGUGUUUUGAACAUCAGGAUAUGCUUUUAGUGAGCAGGGCUGCACGCUGACCCACUAAGAACAGUUUGUUGUGUAGCAUUCCAAACUGAAUGAGAACUUUGCAUUCCCUAUUUUUCAGGCUUGCAACUGGGAAUUUAGAAAAAAAAUGAGGAAAUUCCAAACUACAGAAGACAUUGGACAGUGUUUUUCUAUUUGUAAUGGUAUUCAUGUGAAGUAAAAAAACGAGGAAAUCAGCUGUCACAAAGUGUGAUUUAUAUUUUUAAAUAAUGUUUCAAUUUUUGUAUUUAUCAUUGUGUUUAUUAAUGUAAUUAAUUAUGGGAUUUUCACUUAUACAUUUAUUUUAGCACAAGUUAAUUUAAUUCUCCCCCAUCCAGAAUUGAGGCUACCCAGAGUGUACAGCAGAGCUAAAUCUUUCUUAUGCAAAUGACAGUAUGCAAAUUAAUGCCAUGGUUGAAUAAUUUUGUUAGGACUUGGAUGCCAUGUGCAUUCCCCAGGGCACUGCUAUUCUAGACUUCGCUGUGUGCAGUCCUGUGUGAGUACAUGUACAUGUACAUGUACAUGUAUAUACAGUGGUACUGUGUGUACCAGGGCGUGGCCCAUGAUUUAAAAAGCCAGUUUAUCCUGCAAACUGUAAGUUUUAUUUCAUCCUGCUUUAUACAAUAUAAUUCAGUAAUAGAAGUGCAUAACACAGAAAUUAUGAAUAUUUUGGGAGAAUUGUGAUAGUCCAGAAAUGGUGCAUUUUGAAGUUAAUCUUUAGAGAUUGAUGUAUGGAAUUGCCUUUGGUAAUCAAGUUUAUUUUCAUUAAAAUUAAUAUAGUUGAUGAAGUAAGAUAAAUUGUAAGAAUUUUUGAAGAUUUUGAAUGCCAUUUUCAUUCCAGAAAUUUAGCUUGAGCAUGGAGCGAAUGUAAAUUUGAUCAUAAGUCGGUAGGCACUCUAAUUUUCACUGUGAAUUAUGUUUAACCUUUUUUUAAAGGGCUUUUCCCUGUGGGAAUAGUGAAUUCCUAGGUUCUUGGUGAACCAGAUAGCUUGUUCUGUGUGAACAACAGUAAGUCAACUCCCAAGACUAGCUCACGGUCUACCGAGAGAGUCAGGAGGAAGAUUCGGAACCGAGUCCUGUGUGGGCCAGGCAUCGAGCCAGAUUCCAAGGCCCGGAGAGGUCACCCAAGUUCCCCAAGCCCGGAGUUCAUCCGCCUUAGUGGGAUCGUCAAAGCGCCGGAGGGAUGUUGUGUGUGUGACUGGUGCUCCAAAUCGACCACCCGUGUCACAAGUGAGCUUUGAACACAGCAAGUCCUUCAAAAGGUUUUGAACAGUGACUGUUUAGGGGGGUGAUUGCAUUUGUUUUGGGGUAUUGGAAACGGCCGUAUAACACAUAAUACAGGAUCCUUAUAAUGCCAUGAUAUAGUUGAGUAUCCGUCACUCAAAAUAUAAGUAAUUCAUAUAGUGGCAUAAUUCAAUUGAAAUAAUUUGUACAUAGUAAAUUUCCGUUUGUUUAAUAUAUUUAUUUGUCGUAAUUAAAUAGUAUUUUGUCUUGAUCAUA